This is a messenger RNA of Phycodurus eques (leafy seadragon), 1363 nucleotides long. RefSeq names its product calcitonin gene-related peptide-receptor component protein (gene crcp). Gene Ontology annotation, biological process: transcription initiation at RNA polymerase III promoter. Gene Ontology annotation, molecular function: nucleotide binding. The coding region runs from base 160 to 657 and encodes 165 amino acids. NCBI's taxonomy places the organism in Eukaryota, Metazoa, Chordata, Actinopteri, Syngnathiformes, Syngnathidae. Gene Ontology annotation, cellular component: RNA polymerase III complex. The record is from RefSeq and is a predicted model, not a curated record. The transcript has 7 exons.
UAAUUAUGCAAACGACCAUCCUUUGUCAUUCUCACGAGAAAAAGAAAUAAAUUGUCCCAAUAUAUUGACAUUGGUUUCGUGUGAAAUUACGUUUUAUUACUCGAUAAUUUAGAUAUUUUGUUGCUUCUAACUAGGGUGUGUUUUGGUACCUGGGUACCAAUGAACGUCUUGUUUCACACGGACUCUUUUGUAUGGGACCAAAACGGCAACAUGGAAGUGAAAAAUGCUCACACUGCUAUGCUCAGUAACUAUGAGGUGUUCCAGCUGCUGACUGACCUGAAGGAGCAGAAGAAGGACAGCGGCAAGAGCAAACACAGCGCCGGCCAGCAGAAUCUCAAUACCAUCAUGUAUGAAACGCUGAAGUACUUGUCCAAGACGCCGUGCAGCCGCCAGCGUCCCGAGAUGGUCAAAGCGUUUCUGUCCACCAUGAUGCGUCACAAACUCACAAAGGCCGAGAAGCUGCAGCUCCUCAACCACCGACCGCGGACCGCAGUGGAGAUGCAGCUAGACCUGUUUGCCAUAGGUGACCCUGCCAGGGGCUUGAACCCCCAGACAACUUCGCUCCUAGGAUUACUGGGACACACAAACCCCUCCACCACGAUAAGAUGGUGGAGGAGAGCGAGGAGCGUCUGUCAGAGGAGCAGAUCGAGGAGCUGAUCCAGACCAUCGCAGAACUUCUGCCCGGCGAAGACGCGGCAACGGCCGAUGCGGAGACGGCUUGAGCGGCGUCGCGCUCGCCGUCUCGAAACGUGCCUCCUUCGUGUCGUCUUCAACAAGCUCCCGAGCCCGAUUAGAGAAGUCGCGACCAAUGCGACGGCAUCCGUCGCUACAUCAGAUCGUAUUGAAGUCAUCUGUAAAAUGUCUUUUAGUUUUGUCCCGAGCUUUCCAGAUGCUCUUUGAAUGCAGCACAAAAAGCAGUUAAUAGAAUGUCACAUCAUGAAGCGCUGUGCGAUAUAUGGACGAUGACAACCAGGGGAAGGAAGUUAAGCUUAAAAAGGUUUUGCGCUUCCUGUUGGUUUGUGGCAUCGCUUUUCCUGUUUUCACACGGCAACACUGUGAGGCGUCGUAAAGGUUGUAGGUUUCAUUCCCGGCACUGCAGCUCGUUCCGCCUCUUCGGCUGGAGAUCCUUUAUUUGUCGCCGUCUCCGUUUUCUGCAGCGCUUGCCCUCGUUAUAGUCACUUGGGAGACGGAGCCGAUCGCUUUCGGGAGAGACACCUGUGGACAAUUUAGAGCAGGGGCCCCGUGGGGCGUUCCUCUGUCUUCCUCCGAGGGCCGCAUACAGAAAAAUUGAAAGAUGUGCGGGCUACUUUGACAUUCUUUGACUCUAAUAAACACGCGGAAACCAAUCCAUCAAGCAAUUGUA